This is a messenger RNA of Kogia breviceps (pygmy sperm whale), 2225 nucleotides long. It is a transcript of the gene KCNK6, whose product is annotated as potassium two pore domain channel subfamily K member 6. NCBI's taxonomy places the organism in Eukaryota, Metazoa, Chordata, Mammalia, Artiodactyla, Physeteridae. Gene Ontology annotation, molecular function: potassium ion leak channel activity; outward rectifier potassium channel activity. Gene Ontology annotation, biological process: potassium ion transmembrane transport; stabilization of membrane potential. The record is from RefSeq and is a predicted model, not a curated record. Gene Ontology annotation, cellular component: plasma membrane.
CCCUGAGCCUCUGGGCUGUCACUCUGUUGAAGUGCGGGGAGCCCCCCACCCCGAGGGCAGGGCCCAGGGACUGUCUUGGUCACUGCGUGUCCCCAGCAUCACCCAGCAAAGCGCCGGGCACAAAGUGAGGGCUGAGCAAAGAUUUGGUAAAUAGCUAAGGAUCCCCACUCUGUGAGGGCACAGGUGACACCUGGCUCUGUGGUGUCCCCUUUGUGAGUUAGACAGGGGUUCCCUCCAGGUGGACGCAGCUCCACUCCAGAACGCACGACCUGGCGCGUGGAGCUAGGGCUGAUUUCAGUUUGUCCCCUUGUCCCCUCAGCCACGCGCCCCGGUGCGGCGCACAACCUUCGCAGCCUUGAGCAAUGGCCCUAAGGAGUCUCUUUUCGGUCCGCUAGCCGCAAAGAGACUUAGGAUUCUCUCUGGCGUAGGGAGCCGCGGCUCCGGGGAGGAAGCAAAGGAAGGAAGGGGGAGAAAAGGAAGAAUACUCCCAACCCAAGCAUCCCGCUGGUCUCCUGGGUCCGGGAGCGCUGGUCUCCUCCCUCUGUCCUCACACCUGGCGGUGGGGCGUGACUCAGUUUCCUCCACCCCCGCCCCUCCCCUUUUUCCUCUUCUUCCUCUUUGGGGCGCUGGCGGCCGCGCGUCAAGCACUCCCGGAACUGAAGCUGGGCGCCUGGCGGUCGGGAGGCAGGGGCCACGUCAGCGGAGCGGCCGGGAGCUUGGCGGGCCGGCCGGCUGCGCCAUGCGGCGGGGAGCGCUGCUGGCGGGCGCCCUGGCGGCGUACAUCGCUUACCUGGUGCUGGGCGCGCUGCUGGUGGCGCGGCUGGAGCGGCCGCACGAAGACCGCCUCCGAGCUGAGCUGCAGACUCUGCGCCAGCAGCUGCUGCAGCGCAGCCCGUGUGUAGCUGCCCCUUCCCUGGACGCCUUCGUGGAGCGGAUGCUGGCGGCAGGACGGCUGGGGCGCGCAGCACUCGCCAACGCCUCGGGGUCCGCCAACGCCUCGGACCCCGCCUGGGACUUCGCCUCGGCGCUCUUCUUCGCCAGCACGCUGGUCACCACCGUGGGCUACGGGUACACGACGCCGCUGACCGACGGGGGCAAGGCCUUCUCCAUUGCCUUUGCGCUCCUGGGCGUGCCGGCCACCAUGCUGCUGCUGACCGCCUCGGCCCAGCGCCUGUCGCUUCUGCUCACCCACGCGCCGCUGUCCUGGCUGAGCCGGCGCUGGGGCUGCCACCGCGCGCAGGCGGCCCGCUGGCACCUGGCGGUCCUGCUGGGGAUCGUGGUGACCAUCUGCUUCCUGGUACCGGCCGCAGCCUUUGCCCACCUUGAGGAGGCCUGGAGCUUCCUGGACGCCUUCUACUUCUGCUUCAUCUCUCUGUCCACCAUUGGCCUGGGUGACUAUGUGCCUGGAGAGGCCCCCGGCCAGCCCUACCGGGCCCUCUACAAGGUGCUGGUCACAGUCUACCUCUUCCUGGGCCUGGUCGCCAUGGUGCUCGUGCUGCAGACUUUCCGCCGUGUGUCUGACCUUCACGGCCUCACAGAGCUCAUCCUGCUGCCCAGUCCAUGCCCUACCAGCUUCGACGAGGAUGGGGACGAUCGGGUGGACAUUCUGGGCCCCCAGCCAGAGCCACAGCAGCCAUUCACCACCGGCCUGCACACUGACUACGCCUCCAUCCCCAGGUAGCUGGGGGCUGCGGACCUGGCCUGUGGCUGAGGGGCCCAAAGGACUGGACUGACAGACUAGCACGUCCACAAGCACAUGCCAGCGUUCCUGAGGCCCUGCCUCCGCUAUCCGUCUGUCCUUUGUCUUACGUGCCUGAGCACCGCCCGGAUCCAGGAACCAGCAUUGCCUGUUUCCCCUGCCCCUCCUCUCACCUCCCUGCACACUCUGUGCUUCCCUGGCUUCCUCACCGUCUCUGUCUCUCCCUCUCACCGUCUCUUUGUUUCUCAUUCUUUUACUCACGCCAUCUAUCACUCACCACCUGCUGAUUCUCCCAGGCUCUGGGCUCAGACCUCAUUUCAGGUGCUAGAUCAGUCACUCCACUUUGGCCAAGUGACCGGCCCUCUCAGAGCCUUGAUCUCCCUGUCUGUCAAGUGGAAAGAGUAUAUUCAUUCAUUCAAAACUCCCUCCUCUGUGCCAACCCGUGCUGGGCAGUGCUAGGGACAUAGCAGUGUUCCAGAUGGUCUGGGCCCUGCUCUUAUGGGGCUUGCCAUCCUGUAAGGUAGAC